Molecule: messenger RNA, 2310 nt
Organism: Daphnia carinata
Lineage: Eukaryota; Metazoa; Arthropoda; Branchiopoda; Diplostraca; Daphniidae
Exons: 2
Coding region: 1-2304 (767 amino acids)
Molecular function (GO): protein binding
Source: RefSeq, a predicted model, not a curated record
AUGGCCGCAGCUCAGCAACCACAAAACAAGAAAGACGUCGAAUUAUGGUCGCUGUGCAAGAAAUCGGCUCACGAGGCUGUCAGUUUUAACCGGGUGGCAAAUCUGCUUCGUGGUGGUGCAGACGUGAACAUCCGUAGCAACGGAUGGACUGUACUUCUUUGGGUGUGCUGGAAGAACCAAAACGAUUCGUUGGCCAAACUGAUCCGUCUUUUUUUGAUAUAUGGAGCCAAUGCCAACGAUACCGAUGCCAAUGGCAACAGAGCUUUGCAUAUUCUGUGCCGUUUCAAUCAGACACCUAGUUUAAUUCGUUCAAUCAAGGCCCUGACUGACAGCAAAGUGGAUUUGAACGUAACCGACCGCAAACGAUGGGGAGUGUUACAUUAUUUAGCGCGAUUUAACCAGUCAAAAGAAUUAUUGCCAAUCAUGGAAUUGCUUUUGGAAAAUGGAGCGAACGUUCAAGCCACCGACUUAGAAGGUUGGAAUGUUCUUCACUAUCUGGCUCGAUUCUAUCAGGGUACCGAUCUCAUUCAAUUUUUUCACCUGAUGAUUCGUCACAAGAUCAACUUGGAAGCCAGAGAUUUAGAAGGCUGGAACGUCCUUCAUAUUCUGUGUCGCUAUUACAGUCAACGUGGAAAAUUGCUGCCCAUUUUCCAGUUACUCGUCGAGAAUGGUGUUGACAUCCACUGUCAAACUUACAAAAAACUCCACGCAUUAGAACUAAUGCUUUUCAAUCCUUGCGGAGAUUUCCAUUCGGCCUGUACGUGGAUGAUGUCCCAUCGCCAUUCAGACUGGAAAAGUUUAGUGUGGAACGAUGAAUCCGUGUUGAACAUGGCCAAGCUCGGGUGUCAGGAAUGGACGUACUAUUUUAGUGAAAUAAGUUCUUAUCAGUGCCACAGCGAUAAAGGCAAAUCAGCUACGGAUUACCUGAAUGAAGUGUGUUACAAUUCAACAACGUUGUGUCCACAAUGUCAGCCAACAUGGCAAUUCGACAAAUUCUUUGUUUACAACCAAAAUGAAUCCGAAACCAUCUCCAAACCAAUCCGACGGGUGAAAUUCACAAAAUUCGUACCAUCUAUCCAUGAGAAACUCAUGCCUCUUCGGUCUUGCUCGAUAGUAUCGUCAGAACACGACCUGAAACCAGUUCCAGAACCAGAUAAUUGGCGAUGGAUGGCCAGUGCUUGGCAAAAAGAUAAACUCAGUUUGGAUGAAGUGGAAUUUUACCUGAGCGAACAUUCUCACUGGCAGUGCCUUCAUUCUUGCCGUUGGUGCAUCAUCUUUCGCCAUGUUCGCAAGUAUUUGAACAGUCUAAUCGACACCAUACGAGAGCUAGACGACCGUUUCGAAAGCGGGCCACUGAUCGAAUACGGUAGUUGGGCUGAACGAAGUGAUAUCCUUGCGGCUAAUGAAUUUGAUUUCGGUAUUCCGUUGAAACAUUUUUCAGCGCUAGCACAAGAAUCAGGCAGCAGUACAGACGUCGGUGUCGUUUUUGCUAAAGAAAAUGCAGAAGUUGAUGCAUUUUACACCGACUACUUUAUCAGCUCGGGCCGUCUAUUGUUCUAUUACAAAUCGCUUAUCGAAGAAGCUAGCAGUCGAAUAUGGAACGUCCGGUUUUUCCAUCCAGUCGUUUCUCUUUCUGAGACGUGCGUGACGUUGACGUUUGUCUAUCGCGGGCGACGAGAAAAACCGAUGAAAAUCAGUAUCGAUUUGAGUUUGGUUGUUACGUUGACUGGUAUUAACGGUGGUCCCUUUCAAGAUACUGGAGCACCUCAUUUACCCGACGUGUUGUGCAAAUUAAAUGCUCAGCAAAACGAGGUACGAGAGCGACAUUUGGUCCCAUACAGGCGCAAUGAACGAGGUCGAUGGAAAGUGUCGCAUUUCGCUUUAGAACGUGACGUCUUCCUCCAUCAGUCGUGUUUCCCGGAUGUCUCUCGAGUACUCCGUCUCCUUAAAUUCUUCGUUCUGAUGGCUAACCAUCGAAAGAAUCCUCAUCGAGAUGGUGUGGAACAUACCAUCCAACGAAAGACCAGUCCAUCGUCUUAUGCGCUGAAGACCUGUUUGUUUCAUUACAUGAAAAAUUGUCGACCACCUUGGGAUCCAGCUGAUAGAAUAAACCACUGCAUCGGCGUGCUUCAGACGUAUUUAGCACAGGGCCCUCAAAUCAAGUCUUUCUUCGCCAAAAACGUGGCAGCGUGUGAUAUCAGUCACGACAGCAGGUUGAUAGUCAUGGAAAUCUUGACCAAGUUGGAUAUCAUGAAGAAACAGCAAGGCUACAGCCUUUCCUUCGAUCAGGACGUUUCGCUGUGAUUUGUU